GGACAGAAGGAGGGCGGUUUGAAAACAAAGCGGCUGUCAACAUGUUUGAAAUACUCCAAAAUACCUGACAAGACCGAAGUGAGCAUUCACUGUCAGUAAGAUACCUUAUCUGCAAACUAGUUGAGACGAAUGGUUGAUGUAUUAUUGCAGUCUUCUCGGGACUUUACUUAAAUUUAAUAAACUUGCUACGCUAGCUAGUGAGCUAGUUGCUGUUGCCUGUGGUUAACAGCGGCUGCUGGCUGUCUUUAACUUCUCUUUCCGCCAACUUAAUGCUGAUCCAGUGCACCACAAAAUUGCGACUUUCUCCAUUGUAGCCUAACGCAAGCUGUCAAAAUGGCGAGUGUGCAUGAAAGUUUGUAUUUCAACCCUAUGAUGACGAACGGGGUGGUCCAUGCUAACGUGUUCGGUAUCAAAGACUGGGUGACUCCGUAUAAAAUCUCCGUCCUGGCGCUGCUUUACGACAUGACUGCAUCCAAAAUCUCACUACCAGAAAGAAGACGACUGAACAAACUCAUCCUACCGUUGCAGCAGGGUCCAGACCUGACCCUCGGCCAGUUCCUGAAGACUGUGGAGGAGUGCUGUCCUCAGACUGCAUAUGCCGUCAAACUCAGGCUGCAUGAAAUGGCAGAUGGAGAGCUGAAAGACAUGGAGAACUUCUUUUCAACUCUUCCAUUCACUGCAUUUGAUUCAGAGGCCUAUAAAACCAGUGUUGUGGGUCUUUUUAUGAGACACAUGCUUCUGGCCUACAACAAGCUGUCUUUCAGUCAGGUCUACAAGCUGUACAAGUCCUUGCAGCACUACUACCACAGUCACUUCGCCAAGCCUACCGACGGGCAGGUGGCUUUACCAGUGCUGGUGGCUGACGACUCUGACAUGGACCUCACCAGCACUGAGGACACUGUAGGGGACAGGAUAGACAGGGAGGAGCUGGACACCCCGCUGCAUGAGUCAGAGCUUCGGAAUGACAAUACUCCAAGCAAAGGUCCCCUGUCACAGAAACAAGCAGAAUACUUUCUUGCAAGACAGGCAUAUCUUCUGAAGAACGAUGAGAACAAAGCUCUGAAGCCCGCCGCGCUGCAGGAAGAGCUCAACAACAUGCUCAAGUUUAACCCAGAUUUUGCUGAGGCGCAUUACCUAAACUACCUGAACAGCAUGAGAGUCCAGGACAUCUUCCUCUCCGCCCACAGUCUGCUGCAUUAUUUUGACCGCCUCAUCUUGUCUGGAAAUGAAGGAAAGAGUAAUGGAGACGAGGGUUAUGGCCGAAGUCUCCGCUAUGCUGCUCUCAACCUGGCGAGCCUGCACUGUCGCUUCGGACACUAUCAGCAGGCUGAUCUGGCUCUACAGGAGGCUAUUCGUAUUGCCCAGGAGUCCAACGAUCACGUGUGCUUACAGCACUGUCUGAGUUGGCUCUACACACUGGAACAGAUGAAGGGAUCUGACAGCACUGUGCUAACUGAGGAUUCAGUGAAAAUGGCUGCCCAUUUCUGCCUGCCAUACCUGGCAUCUCUGGGCAUUCAGUCUUUGGUCCAGCAGGGGGCGACACAGGGUAAGACAGCUCACAAGCUAAUGGAUGCACUGAAGGACACGGACAUCCUGCACUGGAAGCACAGUCUGUCGGAGCUGAUUGAGAUCAGCCUGGCUCAAACUACAUCCAUAUGGAGGAUGUACGGCAAGAGCACCAUGGCUCUGCAGCAGGCCCAGCUGCUUCUCAACAUGAGCAGUCUGGAGCCAGUCAACUUCGGGGUCCAGCAGAACAACACAGAGGCGUUCGCCGUGGCCCUGUGCCACCUGGCCGAGCUGCACGCUGAGCAGGGUCUGUACUGUGCAGUCUCAGAGAUUCUCCAGCAUCUGAAAGAACAGUUUCCUCCUCACUCACAGCAUGCCAAGCUCUGGAUGCUGUGUGAUCUGAAAAUCCAGUUUGAGAGACACAUGAACGAAGGGAAAUACCAUUUGGCAGAACCACUCGUCACAGCCAUCUCUGCCUUAAACAAAACAGAAGGUCUCUACAGGAAAGCUCAAGUUCUGAAGGCUCUCAACCGGAGCACUGAGGCAUACAGCAUCCUACAGCGGCUGCAGGCGCACUGUGAGAAGACUAAAUGUACAGAGGUGGUCAUCAGGGUUAUGCUUUCCACCGCGGAGCUCCACUGGGAGUCGUCUGGCUUCUCCACAGCUCUUCCUCUCCUCCUGCAGGCCUUGGCUUUGGCUAGACAGCACCACCUACAGUCCCUGGCCUCAGAGACCAUCCUUCACCUGGCCUUCACUCAGCUGAUGUUGGGUGUUCCUGAACACGCUCUGAGCGUUCUGCAUGAAGCCAUUGAGCCUGUUCUGGCCCACGGAUCGGUCAUGGACAAGGGCCGAGCCCUGCUGCUGACAGCCCGCUGUCAGAUGGCGGUGGCUGGGUUCAGGCCAAACGGCCAAGGGCAAGCAGAUUUGCAUUUGGCGGUUUCUGCUGUUGACACGCUGAAUGAAACAGCUGCGUAUUUCUCUAAGCUGAGCUGUAAGGAGCGGCUGCGGGACGUCCAUUACAUGCAGGCUCAGCUCCACCGCUCUCUGGGUCAAACCUCGCAGUGCAACAAAAGUGCCAUGCUCUUCCGGCUGCUGGACCAGGAGCUGCAGUCACCAGCACCACCAGUCUCCAUGCGACUAUAAGAGUCAUUUCGGCUACUCACAAGGACGCAACACCUCCUCUACCUGCUGAGUUGAGUCACUGCAGCUCACCACUAGAUGGCGAUGAAGCUCUGUCCUGCUCUGUGAUCACUUAAUCAUUUUGUCUGUAAAUAUUUGGGUAAUUGUGAAACUCUUUGCACGCAAUGCCUGGAUAAUAAUUGGAGAGGAAACUAGUCGUAAAUAAGACUGAGUUACUGGCAGAGCUGUUUGCCCUUCCCAUAUUUGAAUGAUGGCCUCAUGAUAAACACAACAUGUGUUUUUUGUAAUACUUCAACCACAGCAACAGUCCAGGUUUGUCAGACAGAUAUAACAUGCCUUUCUGACGGCGUGGUCCAAAGGUUUAUCAGGAGCUGUCACAGCCGGUGCCGAUUUAUCCGUCGCUUUUUGAUAAAUGAGGGUAAUAUCACAGUUAGCUACAAGAUGAAUGUGUUUCAGUGGCCCGGAUGAUUCAUAUUUCUCCAGGAGAAUACAGAUGAAGCUGGAAAUCGUGAUCACAUUUAUAAUGUAAUGGACCCCGAGAUGACAUAACAGCAGAUACUGUAUCUGUAUUCCACUUACGUCUGACACGAUUUUUGCUCGAUAACAUUACAUUUCGGUGUCCUGACGGGCCUGUAAUCAAUUACUUGUUGCACUUCUUUCAAGAAAAUAAACAACUUGUUUCAGUUUAAGUAUAGGAAUAAUUGUCUCUGUAGUGGGGACAUCUCUGUGGUGGAGUUGUACUUUCAGUAGUAUCUAAAGGUGUCCAUAUCUUGCUGCACAAGAAUCUCUACAAUAGGGUGUAUGUAUUGAAGCCUUCAGUUGACAGGAAGUCUCUCUCUCUCUCUGUGUCCCAUUAACCAUCUGUGCAGGCCUCCUGAAAGUUCCUGUUGCCUGAGUUAAAGUGCCAUGUUUGGCUUCAUGUCAUUUAACGUAUAAACAGAUGGAUUACAGUGGUGCGUAGUAAAAGCAGGCCUGUGUCCUAUGUAAAUAGUCUUGCUAUACAACUGGUGCUUGUUGUGAUGUGGCUUCAGGCACGGGGCCAUAUGCUACCUGUAUUUACACGUUUAUCUUGAUUACAACAAGCAGAGCAUGCCCUUCAGCACACACUAUAAAAGGAAUGUGUGUGUUAACAGUGUAGUGUAUGGCGCUCCAUUUCUGCUGUCAACUAAAAAGUCUUAAGAUUCGAGCCAUUCAUUAUUAUCCAUCAUGUUGCACAGAACCUUUUACAGCAGAAGGCUUUCUUUUUGAAUUUGAUGCUGCUGGUUACAAAUUGCAUUUAAUGCUGCAGAGCAAUUUACACAGUUUGAGAAAAUUCUACCAUCUGUGAGAUAUUAAAUUUCUUUCAUACCUGGGAAAAAAACAGAUUUUUGCUGAGAAGAAGUUCAGAAAAGUUCUAAAUGACAAAGAGAUGACAUUUCUAAGGUUGAGGUUUUUACCCAAAGGCUGCUGUUACUUGGCUUUUCAUUUUCUCACAGAGCACACAUGAAUGGAGCUAUUUGCUGAAUACUGAUUGAAACUCACUGGACAGUGAAAGUAAAACAGGGUCAGCCUCUUCAGGGGUCCUGAGUCCUGCACACGUUUUGUUUACCUCCACUGACCGUAAUUGAACCUCAGUCCUUAAGCGUGUUAGUGCUGGAGCAGUGAAUUGAUUAAUAGGUUCGGCAAAAUAAAUUGAAAACAAAUUUUCGGACUGAUUAAUCUUUUCAGUCAUUAAUCAGGUAAAUAUGCUGAACAUUCAUUGUGCCAGCUACUUUUUUGUUUUUGCUGUAUGUGCCCUGGAUUUAAUGUAUUUACAACCCUUUUUUUCAAAGAAGUUUUCUGAAACAUUAUUAAAAAAAAGUGCAAUUAUUUGCUAAUCCUUUUUGACAUAUAUUCAGUCAACUCUAAAAAAAUAAAAUAAAAUAAAAAUACA
Molecule: messenger RNA, 4558 nt
Organism: Centropristis striata (black sea bass)
Lineage: Eukaryota; Metazoa; Chordata; Actinopteri; Perciformes; Serranidae
Gene: anapc5
Product: anaphase promoting complex subunit 5
Exons: 17
Coding region: 334-2649 (771 amino acids)
Biological process (GO): positive regulation of mitotic metaphase/anaphase transition; protein K11-linked ubiquitination; anaphase-promoting complex-dependent catabolic process
Cellular component (GO): anaphase-promoting complex
Molecular function (GO): protein binding
Source: RefSeq, a predicted model, not a curated record